Molecule: messenger RNA, 1225 nt
Organism: Drosophila teissieri
Lineage: Eukaryota; Metazoa; Arthropoda; Insecta; Diptera; Drosophilidae
Gene: Rpn11
Product: 26S proteasome non-ATPase regulatory subunit 14
Exons: 3
Coding region: 172-1098 (308 amino acids)
Biological process (GO): protein deubiquitination; proteasome-mediated ubiquitin-dependent protein catabolic process
Cellular component (GO): proteasome regulatory particle, lid subcomplex
Molecular function (GO): protein binding; proteasome binding; metallopeptidase activity
Source: RefSeq, a predicted model, not a curated record
CUAUACAACCCUGUUGCGAGUAUUACUUGCAAUUCUGCAAAAUCAAACGAGACGGCUUUGUGUUUUUUGUUGCUGCUUUCGGCGAGGAACGUAAAUUACACGUAAAUCAGUAGAAAUAGGCGAUACUUGCGCCCGAACACAGAGUGUCUACAAAUCCCAGAGCCGCAUAAAAUGGAUCGUCUGCUACGUCUUGGAGGCGCUAUGCCACAGGCUGCCCCGCCCACAGAUGCGCCCGUCGUGGACACCGCCGAGCAGGUGUACAUCUCGUCCCUGGCUCUGCUUAAGAUGCUCAAGCACGGACGGGCCGGCGUGCCCAUGGAGGUGAUGGUUCUGAUGCUGGGCGAGUUCGUGGACGACUACACGGUGCAGGUCAUCGAUGUGUUCGCCAUGCCCCAAACGGGUACCGGUGUCUCCGUAGAGGCAGUGGAUCCCGUCUUCCAGGCGAAGAUGUUGGACAUGCUGAAGCAGACGGGUCGGCCCGAAAUGGUCGUUGGCUGGUAUCACUCGCAUCCUGGUUUCGGCUGCUGGCUGUCCGGUGUGGACAUCAAUACGCAGCAAUCCUUCGAGGCGCUGUCGGAACGAGCCGUAGCCGUCGUCGUCGACCCCAUUCAGUCCGUGAAGGGCAAGGUGGUCAUCGAUGCCUUCCGCCUGAUCAAUCCCAACAUGCUUGUGCUGGGACAGGAGCCCCGGCAGACAACGUCCAAUCUGGGUCAUCUGCAAAAGCCCUCCGUACAGGCCCUGAUCCAUGGGCUGAAUCGCCACUACUACUCGAUUAGCAUAAACUACCGCAAGAACGAACUGGAGCAGAAGAUGCUUCUCAAUCUGCACAAAAAGUCUUGGAAGGACGGCCUUACGUUGUCCGACUACAAUGAGCACUGUUCCAUCAACGAGGACACCGUGGCCGAGAUGCUGGAUCUCGCCAAGAACUACAACAAGUCACUGGAGGACGAGGAGAAAAUGACGCCCGAGCAGCUGGCGAUCAAGAACGUGGGCAAACAGGACCCCAAGCGGCAUUUAGAGGAAAAGGUGGACAAGGUUAUGCAGAACAAUAUUGUGCAGUGCCUGGGCGCCAUGCUGGACACCAUAGUCUUUAAGUGAAUUUUUGCAUUUGCUCUCCUCAAAUCAAUUCCCCUUCAUACCCACAAACCGCUAAGCUAAUCGUAUUAACUGAUAAAAAAAAAAAAACAACAGCUUUUGUUCAGAGCAAAGUUUUACACAAAGUGAA